AUGCCGUGCAGAUCAGUAUUGUGUCCCCAGACGUUCACAUUCUCUGUCAAUGAUGAGAGGACCAAACAUAUUUUAUCUAAGUUUGCAGAUGAUACAAAUCAGGGUGGCAGAGUGAGUUGUGAAGAAGAUGCAGAGAAGCUUCAGGGGGAUGUGAACAGACUAAUGGAUGGGUACACACAUAAUGAACGUAGAAUGGAAAAACGUGAGAUCAUCUGCUGGGGUAGAAAAAUUAAAGUAGAGGAUUUUGUUUUAAAUGAGUCAAAGAAAGAAAAAACAAAGACUUCAAAAGAGGAAGUUCAACCAUCUAAAGACAAAGAAAAAAAAAUUGAAAAAGAAAAGCAGAGAAAACCUUCAACCAAGCCAAAGGAGAAAGAGCAAAAAGUUGUAAAAGAGAAAAAGACACACCUCACACAACCAGAGCCAGAAAAGCUAAAAAAAGCAAAAUCAGCUCCUGCAGCUGCAACUAAAGAGGCUGAAACCAUGAAGAAAGUGAAGCCAAAACCUGCAGAGAAAGAGGCUGAUACUGUGAAGCAAGUGAAACCAAGGCCUACAGAGAAAGAGGCAGAACACGUGAAGCAAGUGAAACAAAAACCUGCAGAAAAAGAGACAGAAACGAUAAAGCAAGUGAAACCAAAAUCUAUGGAGAAAGGUACUACAAACGUUAGACCACUGGAAUAUUUACAUCUGGUUGUAACUUUGCAGAUCUCCCUCUUCUAA
Pristis pectinata (smalltooth sawfish) is the source of this 717-nucleotide messenger RNA. RefSeq lists its product as uncharacterized. The transcript is spliced from 10 exons. The record is from RefSeq and is a predicted model, not a curated record. The coding region runs from base 1 to 717 and encodes 238 amino acids. NCBI's taxonomy places the organism in Eukaryota, Metazoa, Chordata, Chondrichthyes, Rhinopristiformes, Pristidae.